AUGAAAAUUGAAUAUGGAUGUCAGAGAGAACUAUACAUUGAAGAAAAUGUGGCAGAAGCCAACAACUCCUCAGUUUGGAACAUAUCUCCUCAUACAUUAACUGUUGAAGAAAUGUCUUUGUUAAAUAAAGGUAUGAACUUUAUACCAACACAGCCAAGUGAUAUCACAGACUGUAUGAUGGAUUUGAAGCUUUUUACGCAAACUGUUAUGCUGAAAGUUCAUUUUAAAUCAAACAAUAAUGUGCAAUGUGAUAGCCAUAUAAUGACUUUCAAAAAACCUAGUUCCUUUACUCGUAUUAACAAUGCCGCUGUAGAAGUUUUUGAGAGAAAAUGUGAAGAUGACAUUAUUUCUCUAUUUACUCACAGGAAUUUGGGAAAAGUUUUUUUUUUUAAUUUAAUCCCUUAUGAACAACAGGCUUUAAAAAUGUUGAUUCAUGACAGAUCCAUUGUCAUUAAAUCUGCAGACAAAGGAAGUCCUGUGGUACCACAUUCUAUGUGCAGUGAGACCUGUUCUUUAGGUUACAGAAAAUCUUCACGUCAAGGACAACCACUUUGUUGCUAUGACUGUGUUUUGUGCUCCAUGGGAGAGAUUGCUAAUCAAACUGACACAUCAGAUUGCCUCAAAUGCCCAGCAGGUUUCUUUUCUAAUGACAGAAGAGAUGCAUGUGUUCCAAAACUCAUUGAAUUCCUGUCACUUCAGGAGUCCUUGGGAUGUACUUUGGCUUUAGUUGCUAUUAUCUUAGCAGCUAUUCCUCUUCUAAUUCUAUGGAUCUUCAUAGGGAACAGAGACACUCCAAUUGUGAAAGCAAACAACCGCGAUCUCAGCUAUUUUCUUCUUGUUUCACUCACAUUAUGUUUUCUCUGUUCCUUGAUAUUUAUUGGCAAACCAAACAAUAUUAGUUGUCUUAUGCGGCAAAUGGCAUUUGGUAUAUUUUUUUCCAUAUCUGUUUCAUCUGUACUCACCAAAACCAUCAUUGUGGUUAUUGCUUUUAAUGCCACAAAACCUGGAAGCAAAUUAUUGAAAUGGGUGGGGUCAAAGACAGCAUGUGCAAUAGUUACUUGUGGUACACUGAUUCAAAUUAUUAUAUGUACCGUUUGGCUUAUCUCUUUUCCACCUUUCCCACAACUUAACAGUUAUUCUUAUAAGGAAAAAAUUAUAAUUGAAUGCAAUGAAAACUCAAUAGCAAUGUUCUAUUGCAUGCUUGGUUAUCUUGGCUUCCUGGCAACUGUAAGUCUCAUAGUAGCCUUUCUAGCCAGAAAGUUACCUGAUAGUUUUAAUGAGGCUAAAUUCAUCACAUUUAGCAUGUUAGUGUUUGUCAGUGUUUGGUUGUCCUUCAUACCUGCUUAUAUGAGUACGAAAGGAAAAUUUGUUGUUGCUGUGGAGGUGUUUGCUCUUCUGUCAUCAACGGCAGGGUCGUUGAGCUGUAUAUUCUUUCCAAAAUGCUACAUUAUUAUUUUGAGACCUGAGAUGAACACAAGAGACUAUCUCAGGAAAAGAGAUGCUAACAUGGGAUAA
Messenger RNA from Protopterus annectens (West African lungfish), 1515 nucleotides. RefSeq names its product vomeronasal type-2 receptor 26-like. Gene Ontology annotation, biological process: G protein-coupled receptor signaling pathway. NCBI's taxonomy places the organism in Eukaryota, Metazoa, Chordata, Ceratodontiformes, Protopteridae. Gene Ontology annotation, molecular function: G protein-coupled receptor activity. The record is from RefSeq and is a predicted model, not a curated record. The coding region runs from base 1 to 1515 and encodes 504 amino acids. Gene Ontology annotation, cellular component: membrane. The transcript has 3 exons.